Molecule: messenger RNA, 2494 nt
Organism: Paramormyrops kingsleyae
Lineage: Eukaryota; Metazoa; Chordata; Actinopteri; Osteoglossiformes; Mormyridae
Gene: chrna5
Product: cholinergic receptor, nicotinic, alpha 5
Biological process (GO): monoatomic ion transmembrane transport
Cellular component (GO): postsynaptic membrane
Molecular function (GO): acetylcholine-gated monoatomic cation-selective channel activity; transmembrane signaling receptor activity
Source: RefSeq, a predicted model, not a curated record
AGGAGGAGGGAGUGUGUGACGGGAGGGAGGAAGGCAGUGAAGAGCAAGGUGGGGCAUGCAGGCACGUGCACGCAGAUGCGUGCAGUCUGGUAGGACACGGCAUCCUCGCCCUAGCGCUCACGCGGCGAUCUCUGGCACUGUUGCCUUCAUGGCCGAAUGCCUUCCUCGCGGGCUCUGCUGACAAGAUGCUGUCACUGUGAAGAUGCUGAGGGCAGUACAACUGGCCGAGGCCCUGUUCCUACUCUCGUGCUGCCGCUACCUCUGCCUGUGUCAUGCAACACCCAAGCUGUCCUCUUAUGCCAAAAUGGAGGACCGGUUACUCAAGCACCUCUUCGGCAAUUACCAGAAGUGGGUGAGACCAGUGGAGCACCUGAAUGGAACGGUACAGGUCAAAUUUGGACUCGCCAUAUCCCAGCUGGUAGAUGUGGAUGAGAAGAACCAGCUGAUGACAACAAAUGUGUGGAUGAAACAGGAAUGGGUUGAUAUGAAGCUACGGUGGAAUCCGGAUGAUUUCUUGGGAAUAACAUCAAUCCGUGUCCCUUCAGAUUCCAUCUGGGUUCCAGACAUUGUCCUGUAUGACAAUGCGGAUGGUCAUUUUGAGGGGUCUAUGACAAAGAGUGUGAUCAAGUACGACGGUACCGUCUUGUGGAAGCCCCCUGCUAAUUACAAGUCAGCCUGCACUAUAGAUGUCACUUUCUUCCCUUUUGACCGGCAGAAUUGUUCUAUGAAGUUCGGCUCUUGGACAUACGAUGGCUCACAGGUGGAUAUUCUUCUCGAGGACUUCCACGUGGACAAACAUGACUAUUUUGACAAUGGCGAGUGGGAGAUCGUAACAGCCACUGGCAUUCGCAGUAUAAGGACGGAUGGAUCCUGCUUCUAUCCCUUUAUUACUUACUCUUUCAUCAUCCGAAGAUUACCACUCUUCUAUACACUGUUCCUCAUCAUACCAUGCAUAGGCCUCUCCUUUCUCACUAUCCUAGUUUUCUACUUGCCCUCCAACAGUGGCGAAAAGAUCUCCCUCUGCACCUCAGUGCUGGUGUCACUCACUGUCUUCCUGCUGGUAAUUGAAGAGAUCAUCCCAUCAUCCUCCAAGGUCAUCCCCCUUAUCGGGGAGUAUCUGGUGUUUACCAUGAUCUUUGUUACGCUUUCCAUUGUCAUCACCGUCUUUGUCAUAAACAUCCACCACCGCUCAUCCUCAGCACACCACAACAUGGCACCCUGGGUGCGCCACAUAUUUCUGCACCAGCUGCCCAAGCUGCUCUGCAUGCGCAGCCAUGCAGACCGCUACACAACCCCUGGAGGCACAAAGGGGGGUGCAGGUAAAGUUGGGGCCAGGAUCACCAGGUGCAAGACAAUACCUCUCCUCUCCUCCAAGGAUGGACUGCAAGCAGCUCUGGAGUCCAUCCGCUACAUCACCUUGCAUGUGGCUAGAGAGGAUGAGGUCAGAGAGGUAGUACAGAACUGGAAAUUUGUGGCCCAGGUCCUCGACCGAGUUUUCCUGUGGACAUUCCUCUUGGUUUCAGUGCUGGGUUCUGCCUUGCUCUUCAUCCCCGUUGUAUACAACUGGGCCAACAUUGUUGUCCCCAACUAUGCUGGACAGAAGGGCUGAAUUGUUUGGAAACAAACUAUAAAACAAACAAUUUCUGCAAAACAUCAGUUUUGCAUUUUAAGAGUAUUUUUCUUAGUCACAUUUUCUAAUAUAAUCAUCCAUCUAUAGUUUGUAUGUGUUAUAACAUAUGUUAAUAUACAAAUAUAAAUAAAAUCAAAUUUAUAAAAUGUUCCCAAUUUAAAAUUUCGAUUUAUAUAGUCUGGUGUUUCAACUUAUAUAGUCAUGUUCCCAUUCAUCACAAUAAAAUAAACAUACCAUACAAAAGCUAUUGUUUUCUGCUCAAUAUGCGGUACAUUGUACUGUCAUCUAUCCCAUCUCAAAGUACAGAACGUCGCUACAAAAAUAAGGACUUAGAAUUAACAAAGAAAUCUCUGGCAGAAGAUAAAUUAGGCCACAUGCAAGAGCAGUUUAUUUCUGUACAGCUAGUUUGUACCCUGAUACACUGACCUUUUUGGAUGAAUUAUUGGACCAAAUGACAGCAUUUUAAUCUGUCCAGUUUUUUGAGUGACAAAUUCGCCUGUAGGGGGAGACAAUGUCAUUACUAAGUAAUGCCACAGUGUAAAGAGCAGUGGUUUCCUGCAAUGGCUUUGUGUUUUAAAAAACAUUGAAGAUCUGGACUGAAAUGUGCCCUAUAACAGAGGGUAGAAUCUGUUCUACUGAUUCUUGUAUUCUUGUUAUAUCCGUUCCAUAAUUAUCCAUAAUUAUUAAUGAUGAUUAUUAUUAUUAUUAUUAUAGUAUUAUUAUAAUUAGAGAACUUAUUCGUAUGUAAAGAACUUUCCACUAUUUCCCAUAUUUUACAUGUAUUUUAUGCAAAUAAUAAAAUGAUCCGGAGUAAGUUAAAAGUACAUAACAGUAACAUAUUGAAAAGUUGAAUUUUGUGUCAUA